GUGUUUCUUUCGUCUUCCUUUCAGCAUUAUUCACUGAAAUUUUGUUCAAUAUGGCUGCCACACAUGAUUUGACUAUGAAGCUGAUUCCUUUUUUGGAUCGUCAUCUUGUUUUUCCUCUUAUUGAAUUCUUAGAGUUGAAAGAAGUUUAUGCUCCUAAAGAUUUACUUCAAGCCAAAUAUGACUUAUUCAAAAACUCAAAUAUGGUUGAUUUUGUUCUUGAUCUGUAUAAGACUAUCAAUAAGACCGAUGACGCACCAAAGGAGUUUACCGAAAAGAGAGAAAAGGUUUUGUUACAAAUGGAAGAUUUCAGAAACAAAGCUCAGAAAGUCAUGGACAUCCUUGAAAAGCCGGAAGUUAUUGCUGCUCUCCGUCAAGACAAGGCUCAAAAUUUACAAUACUUGAAGGAUAAUUAUCAGUUCACUGAAGAUUCCAUUGAGAUUUUAUACGAGUUUGGUCAAUUCCAAUACAACUGCGGUGAUUACGGAGGAGCUGCUGAUUAUCUUUAUCACUACCGUGUCUUAUCAACUGAUUCAGAACGCUCUUUAUCUGCUACUUGGGGCAAAAUGGCUGCAGAGAUCUUAACCGGUAACUGGGAUGCAGCAUUGGAUGAAAUGCAAAAGUUGAGAGAGAUCAUUGAUCAAAAGAAUUUCACAACACCUCUUCAACAACUUCAGCAACGUACUUGGUUACUUCACUGGUCUCUAUUUGUCUUUUUCAAUCAUCCUAAAGGCCGAGACGGCAUCGUCGACAUGUUUCUCACUCCUCAAUAUAUUAAUACUAUACAAACCUCCUGCCCUUGGAUCUUACGUUAUCUUGCAACGGCUGUUGUCACUAAUAAGCGCAGGAAGAAUCAAAUGAAGGAAUUGGUAAAGAUUAUUGAACAAGAAUCAUACGAGUACCGAGACCCUGUUACGGAGUUUGUCGAAGCUCUUUUUGUUCGAUUUGAUUUCGAGGGAGCUCAGAAGAAAUUGAAGGAGUGUGAAGGUGUUUUGAGCAACGACUUUUUCUUGGCUGCUACACACGAAGAUUUUAUGGAAAGUGCAAGACAAUUCAUUUCCGAGACAUACUGUAGAAUUCACCAGAAGAUAGACAUUAAGGAAAUGUCACAGAGAUUGAAUUUAUCUGAAGAGGAAGGUGAAAAAUGGAUUGUUAACUUGAUUAGAGACACUCGUGUUGAUGCUAAGAUUGACUUUGAAGAAAACACCGUCAUCAUGAACACACCUGUGACAUCUGUUUAUCAGCAGGUAAUUGAGCGUACAAAGGGCCUCUCUUUCCGAUCGCAAGUCCUCGCCACUACCAUCAAGCGCCGUGAAAUGACACAUAAUACUGCAGCUGAAGUCAAUGCUUAAUCUUUCAAUAAUUCAACGUUCAUUUACCUUCAUUUGAUAUGACCUACCCCUCCUGCAAUUACUAAUAAAUUUGAACCUUAAACAUCCUUUGCCGAAUUUGCUCAUUUGUAAGAUAUGUUAUUCAACAAAUUACAGUAGCAUAGACGAGUUCUGUCAUUUUUGAAGAAAAGAAUGCAACUUGUUCAUUUCGAAUUACGAUAAGUUCGUAUUCUUGC
Molecule: messenger RNA, 1564 nt
Organism: Mycotypha africana
Lineage: Eukaryota; Fungi; Mucoromycota; Mucoromycetes; Mucorales; Mycotyphaceae
Product: eIF3 subunit 6 N terminal domain-containing protein
Exons: 6
Coding region: 51-1349 (432 amino acids)
Biological process (GO): translational initiation
Cellular component (GO): nucleus; cytoplasm; eukaryotic translation initiation factor 3 complex
Molecular function (GO): translation initiation factor activity
Source: RefSeq, a predicted model, not a curated record